AGAGUCACAAAGAGAAAAGCAAUUAACACAGAACCACUCACUUUAUAGGGUCCCCAAUUUCUUCCUCGUGCAUGUCACGAGUCUUGUUGAAAAACAGCCGCCACCUCUUUCAUAUUAUAACCUUAUUCUUCUGUUCGGUUCCUUUGAGAUUUGAGAGAGAGAAGAGAGAGAGAACACUCUUCAGUUUCGAUUUUGCUUCCUUUUUUCUCGCUCUCUCUCUCUCUCUCUUUCUCCAUUUAUCUAUCAUCCAUCUAAUAACUCACCAUAGCCACACACACAUACACUAUGAUUUCCACUUUCACUUUGUUUCAUUCUUUCAUCUUUUUCUUGUAUCUCCUCAUCUCAACUCCUUCACGUGCUUCUUUGUUUUCUGGAAUUGAAACUGGAGAUUUAGAAAAAAAGGGUGAUUUGUUUCCACAGAUUCUUAGAGAUGAAGCAGUGGCAAGACUUCAUGAGCUUGGAAAGGUCAGUGAUGCUAGUGAAUAUCUUGAGAGGACAUUUUUGAGUCCUGCAACCACGAGGGCAAUUGAUCUUAUCCGAAAAUGGAUGGAAGAUGCUGGUUUGAGAACUUGGGUGGAUGAAAUGGGAAAUGUACAUGGUAGAGUUGAGGGUGCAAAUGCAAAUACAGAAGCGUUAUUGAUUGGAUCUCACAUGGACACUGUUAUUGAUGCUGGUAAAUUUGACGGAGCACUAGGAAUAGUGUCUGCAAUAUCUGCUUUAAAGGUUAUGCAUGUCAACGGCAACCUGCAAAAUCUAAGGCGUCCUGUUGAGGUGAUUGCAUUUUGUGAUGAAGAGGGUGUGAGAUUUCAAACUACUUUCUUAGGUAGUGGUGCUAUAGCUGGUAUUUUAUCGGCCACAACAUUGGAGAUACCUGAUAAGAAGAAUGUAACGAUAAAAGAUGUUCUUAAAGAGAACUCAAUAGAAGCUACGGAGGAAAGCCUUUUAAAGCUCAAGUAUGAUCCAAAAUCUGUAUGGGGUUAUGUUGAGCUUCACAUUGAGCAGGGUCCGGUCCUAGAACAAGUUGGUUUCCCACUUGGUGUGGUUAAAGGCAUAGCUGGCCAGACGCGAUUGAAGGUUACGGUUAAAGGCUCGCAAGGUCAUGCGGGAACAGUUCCAAUGUCCAUGCGCCAGGAUCCUAUGGUGGCUGCUGCUGAACAAAUUGUACUUAUGGAAAACCUAUGCAAACAUCCUGAAGAAUACCUUUCUUAUGGCGGUCAUUGCAGCGAUUCAUCGACAAAAUCGCUUUCAAGUUCACUUGUUUGUACUGUUGGUGAAAUAUCAACAUGGCCAAGUGCUAGUAAUGUCAUUCCAGGGCAGGUUACAUAUACCGUUGAUAUACGAGCAAUUGAUGAUCUUGGACGUGAGGCCGUUAUAUAUGAUUUAUCCAAUCGAAUUUAUCAGAUAUGUGACAAGCGUUCAGUUUCAUGCCUUAUUGAACACAAGCAUGAUGCAGGUGCUGUGAUUUGUGAUUCUGAACUAAGUUCACAGCUUAAGUCUGCAGCUUAUUCUGCACUCAAGAGAAUGGAGGAUGACAUUCAAGAUGAAGUACCGAUAUUAAUGAGUGGAGCAGGACAUGAUGCCAUGGCAAUGUCUCGCUUAACAAAGGUGGCAAUGUUAUUUGUACGUUGUCGCGGAGGCAUAAGUCACUCUCCACAAGAGGAUGUGCUAGAUAACGAUAUAUGGGCAGCCGGUUUAGCAACCUUAUCAUUUCUGGAAAAUCUAUAAUAUCUAUGUAAGCCAAUUCUACGGUGCACAAGUAUUGCACCACAUACAAGUUUGUUUCUACGAUUAAAUCAAUAAGUCUCACUAUUGGAUUAAAUGAGAUAUGAUGAGACGUAUUGAUCCAAUGGUAGAAAAUAAACCUGUGCACGGUGCAAUUAUAAACCAAAUAUGUAUAUAUUGUAUUUGUAGCAUGUAAUUAUAGGUUAAUUUAUUGAGAUUAUUCAUAAUUCAACACUUCAUUUGAAUUAACCUCUUAUUAUAAAGAGGCCCCCAAAUUUGUAACAAUUGAAGUUGUUGCAAUUUGUGUUGUGACAACCAAGUCUUCCUUGAUCAUAA
Trifolium pratense (red clover) is the source of this 2058-nucleotide messenger RNA. Its product is annotated as allantoate deiminase 2. The record is from RefSeq and is a predicted model, not a curated record. Bases 286 to 1725 code for a protein of 479 amino acids. The transcript is spliced from 11 exons. Lineage: Eukaryota; Viridiplantae; Streptophyta; Magnoliopsida; Fabales; Fabaceae. Gene Ontology annotation, molecular function: hydrolase activity, acting on carbon-nitrogen (but not peptide) bonds, in linear amidines.